Eucalyptus grandis is the source of this 516-nucleotide messenger RNA. Its product is annotated as protein LONG AFTER FAR-RED 3-like. NCBI's taxonomy places the organism in Eukaryota, Viridiplantae, Streptophyta, Magnoliopsida, Myrtales, Myrtaceae. The transcript has 6 exons. The record is from RefSeq and is a predicted model, not a curated record. The coding region runs from base 1 to 516 and encodes 171 amino acids.
AUGUUGCCUUAUUUAAAUGAGCCUCAUAAUCAUGGUUUGCAACAGAUAGAACAUGAGAGGCUUCUCAACAUGACUGUGACAUCAGAUAAAUCUGGGCUCCAAGUUGCUAUUCAUGCUAUCGGAGAUAAAGCAAAUGAUUUAGUUUUGGAUGUAUAUCAAUCAGUGGCUUCUAUGAAUGGAGUGAGAGAUCGCAGAUUCAGGAUUGAGCAUGCACAACAUUUGGCCAUGGGAGCAGCAGCUCGUUUUAGUCAGCAAGGGAUCGUUGCCUCAGUGCAGCCAGACCACUUGCUAGAUGAUGCUGAUUCUGCAUCAAAGAAGCUUGGAAAGGAAAGGGCUGACCUGGGAUCUUACUUAUUUCGAUCACUUUUAGGCAGCAAUGGAAGCUUGGCUUUUGGUUCUGACUGGCCUGUUGUAGAUAUUGAUCCUUUACAUAGUAUCAGGACAGCAAUUAAAAGAAUACCACCUGGUUGGGAAGCCACAGAACGCCUUACGUUGAAAGAAGCCAUAAAUGCGUAA